Molecule: messenger RNA, 2466 nt
Organism: Sphaeramia orbicularis (orbiculate cardinalfish)
Lineage: Eukaryota; Metazoa; Chordata; Actinopteri; Kurtiformes; Apogonidae
Gene: sync
Product: syncoilin, intermediate filament protein
Exons: 6
Coding region: 190-2277 (695 amino acids)
Cellular component (GO): intermediate filament
Source: RefSeq, a predicted model, not a curated record
CCGCUCAUUCUUUGCUUUGUCGUUGGAACCACAACCUCUUUCUAACGGAUCCACACUGAGGAUUCUGCACAUGAGCAAAGGAAACAGAAGCAUCUACUGACAGGUUCGUCGGCUUUUUGUGAGGAAUGUAAAUUAGUUUUGAAGAAGUCUUUCACAUCAAAACACACCAACAAAUAUUAAGUUAAACCCAUGGAGGAUAUGGAUGACAAUGUUUCGUCCUCUGGGUUUGCUCCACUCUUCAUUCAAGAAGAGGAUGGAGAGUCGAAGGGAGGUCUCAGGGAGGAACACUUGGAGAGCAGCACUUCACAGUCUGGUCUCACCUUCACUGGAGCUCAGCUCAGUCAAACAGCUUUAAUGAGGCCAUAUUUACAGGAGAUGGAUGAGCUACUGAAGAGCUGUGAGGAGCUCACGGGCAUUCCUUUCGGCUCCCGCUUUUCCACAAGUUUAACCGACGUCAGUUUGAGUGAGUCAAAUCGGAGCAGAGACGACAUCACAAUGGAAACAAAAGCAUCUCCCCAAGCUUAUCUUUCCACAAACUACUUGGACACACAAGUGAAUAUGGCUGGAAUAGAAGAUCAACCAGGACAAGGCGACUGCAGAAGUAACAGCAGAUGUGAUGUGGGCCCAGAAGUCUCUCCCUUAAUGCCUCUAACCUCAGCAGGUAAUAAACUCAGUGAAAACAUGGUGGAGUAUGAAAACCAGCUCUUAGGGAUGUUGGCCAUGCUGGAGGGUUGUAUGGAAGAGGCUGGAAUGGAUUAUGAGACGCAAGAAAGCCAAGAAUAUGUGCACAUCAGUAAGAACACCAAUCAUUUCAGGGGUACAACUCUGACACCCCUAGAACAAGGGAAGCCAAUGAAGCUGGAGACUCAGACGAUGCCGCUUCAAUCCUUUAUGAACCAAGAUGACACAAGAAAUAUGGUUUUCCAGGAAGGCAGACGUGAAGCUACAAGAGGGCCGCCGCAGAAUUCUUUAUUUAGCUGCAAUACUGCCAGUAGCUUUCUGGAGGAGAGACUGGAAAGGUCUGGUGGAACUGAGCUUUGUGAAAAACUUGACACAGACAAAAGCGAUCUUGAACCUCAGUCAAUGUAUUCAGGGCCACAGAUGACAGUAGAAAGCACAGACAAUGAGCACAUGUGCUGUGAAGAGACAAAAACAGAUUACAUGUCCACUGAAGAUGAAGGCAUGAACACUGAACAGCCUGAUGAGGAAAAACAAGAGCUGAGGAUGGACACCGGUGGACUGAGACCUGGCGUUAAUGACCUGGAUGUACUGGGGUCUCAGCUGGAGGAGUGUAUAGAGGAGGUGCAGCGCUUGGAGAUGAGGAGGAAAGAACUUCUGGCUGAGGUGUUGGAGCUGAGAGGGCAUGAAUGUCAAGGUGAAACACAGGAGGAAGAGAGGACGGAGGAGCAAAUUGAAAGAAAAGUGGCAGAGCUGAUGAAAGCAUUUAAGAAGGAGGAAGAAGGGAGGAGAGAGGAGAGGAAGGGAGAAAUCCAGAGUAUUAGGGAGGAAAGGGCAGAGGAGGAGAGGAGGAUGUGGAAGGUGAACCUGGAGAGACAAGGGCUACAGGAUGAGCUCAGAAAGCUGAAGAGGAGGCUGUUCACCAUGGCUGUGGAUGGUGCCCACACCCAGGCGGCCUUGAACACCCAGCACCGACAUGUGGAGCUGCUGAAGAGAGAAGAGGAGAAGCUGCAGUCCAUGGUCGACCAGCUGAGAGAAGAGGGGUCCCAGAUCCGGACCGCCCAUCAACAGCAGGUCUUACGUCUAGAAGCAGAGAUUCACGCCACAAGUUCCACCCAGAUCUCCAACACUCAGGAGGAGCUGACUGAGUGCAGGAGGCACUCCUGUGGGGACAUCCAGCAGUAUGUGCAGGGUGGACUGAAAGCACUGGAGCAAAGGUAUGAACCCAUUUUGCUGGCACUGCUGAAGAGGAGAGAGGCAGCAGCCGGAGGUUUGGUGAAAGCCAAAGAACAGGCCCAGGAAAUGAAAGCCCAGCUGAGCCCACUGAGGGAGGAGAUCCAAAAGUUGAAGCUCCAGAAGGCUUGUCUGGAAGAAAAACUCAAACUAAUUCACCUUCACAGGAGAGAGAAUGUGGGGCAGUAUAAGGAGACGGUGCACUAUCUGGAGGAGAGAAGCAGAGAACUGAGGACAGAGUUAAACAUUCAGAAGAAGAACACUAAAGAGAUGGAGGAGCUGAAGGAGAGGCUUAACAAAAAACUCCUCAUGUACAGGUCUGCUAUUGAGAACCACAACAAGCAUGGCCCUGAGGUGAAAACAUAAUCUUAUGUCCAUCCUGAUGUCACAUUAAAACUAAGCUGAUUUAGUGAUGUGCUUUCUAUGUGUAACAGUUUUAACCAAUGCACUUUAAACACAUCAAGUGAUGCUGUUUUUAGAAAACACUAAAGACAAGCUUGACCGCUGCUGGUAAAUGGGGUUUUGUUAUGAAUAAAGGCUUUGUAUUUGUUGUAA